GUAUGGCGCUGGCAAUCACAUGGUUUAUCCCUUCUUCUCCGCAAGUUCCAAAUGUAAGCAGCGAAGUGAAGUCUGUGAAGCGAAUUGUAUAUUUGUAUGUCAGUGCGCGUGCAAUCGUACUAUCUUAUAAGCAUAUCUACGUCGUAUAUAUCUAUAUUUGUAUAUAUUUAACUCUCACAAGUGCGCCGCGAUACGCCUGCGAGUACGCGCAGUCGAACGAACGCUUUUAUUUUUUCUUUCAACAUUUUCUCCUUGUCUCUCUCAUACGCUGCAGUGCAGUCUCACACGACAAAUGGAGCACUGCUCCAGCAGCAGUCGCAACGACGAGUAGCACUGUAGCAGCAGCAGUGUGUUUGUUUUCUGUGGAGCGCGCAAGAGUCUCUCUCUCUCUCUCUCUCUCUCUCUCUCUCUGCGUACUGCAACAGCGCAUGAUCCAAGUGCAUCGUUGUGAAAAACAGCAGUGCAGUUUGGGACGCGACGAGUGCGACGACGGACGGACAGACGGACAAGUGCUUGCGUGCGCGUUUAACGAUAACGGAGCGAGAGACAUACAAUAAUACAAAUUCUCAGGAUGGACGUCGACGAGUUGGAUCAGCACUUGUUGCAGCAGUUCAGCUGCCUUGGGACAACCGACAAGGAUGACCUCGUCAAGCAGAUGCAGAAGGUCCUGGUUGGGAAUCAACUCAACGAAGCCGCCGCUGCCUUCCUCCUGGACAUGAACAACUGGAAUCUGCAAGCAGCAAUUUGCAGUUACUUUGAUUUUGAGACAACACGAAAUUUACCAAUGAUGACGCUAAUAUGCGAUUCCACGAUUGGUGAAGGAGAAUCUGUUCCACCUAACACCAAGUUCAGAAAAUCAUGGCAUGUACAAAACAGUGGAGCAGAACCUUGGCCUGAGGGUAUUUUUUUGAACUAUACAGGUGGUGCACAAAUGGGAGAAUGCACAAGAGUACCAGUACCAUGUUUACCUCCUAGACAAACCGUAGAACUUGGUGUUGAUUUAACGAGUCCUUCGGAUACAGGUGUUUUCCAAAGUAAAUGGAGGAUGAUGACGUCAAAUGGUUCCUACUUUGGGGAUAUAAUAUGGGUGAUAAUAACAGUUAGCGAAAGUGGUACCUUGGCAGUCACUCAACAACUCCACCAACUUAGUACUUCACAAUCGAAUGACGAGCAAAUGUGGUAGCCCUAGAUUUUACAACUUGUUGCGCGAUGAUAAGAUCCUUAUUAUGAUUUUUUUUUUAAAUACCAAGUAACAAAAAAAUCUGUUAUCCCGUAGAUUCGAACUUUUAUUAAUUUCUUAUCUUGAUUGUCAUUUUAUGCAAACAAAUUUUAAUUCUCUUUAAGUGUAAUAAUCCAAAAUAUAAAUAUCCUUUUCUUAAAUUAUGAUGAGAGUUUAUAAAUAAUCUAAAUAAUGAUUAAGUAAUAGAUUAUAUUUAUAACUAAUGAUAAUAAGCAGAGAUAAAAUCAUAUUUGUUUUUUGAAUGUCUAAAAUAAUAACUAUUACCAAGUUCAGUCGAAUUUAUAGUUUUUAAGGAUUCAAGUUUGGCCUACAAGCAGUUUUUAAACUUGUCCAAUAUUCUUGAAUACCUAUUUGAUUCUUUUGAACAAUUAUAGAUGGAGCUAUCUCUAUCACUAAUUGUGUUCGUAUCAGCCAUAGUUGACGCGGGAUUUAAGCUAAUUGUGGUCAAAAUGCAACUUUAUUGUGAAUGGAAUUUGACGAGAAAUUUCUUCUAUUGAAUUUAAGAAAAAAACUCUCAUGUUAUGUUUUGAAUGCUAAUUUGUAAACGAUAUUUACACAAGUCAAAUUUAACAUGAUAUCAAGGUAUGAGUUUAUUUAUUAAGAAUAUAAUUUUAUUAGAAAAUAAAAUCUAGUUAUUGCUAAAAAAAAA
Messenger RNA from Nasonia vitripennis (jewel wasp), 1889 nucleotides. Its product is annotated as protein ILRUN. Gene Ontology annotation, molecular function: ubiquitin binding. Lineage: Eukaryota; Metazoa; Arthropoda; Insecta; Hymenoptera; Pteromalidae. Gene Ontology annotation, cellular component: phagophore assembly site. The record is from RefSeq and is a predicted model, not a curated record. Gene Ontology annotation, biological process: macroautophagy. The coding region runs from base 572 to 1183 and encodes 203 amino acids. The transcript has 3 exons.